This is a messenger RNA of Mycena indigotica, 702 nucleotides long. RefSeq names its product CxC2 domain-containing protein. The record is from RefSeq and is a predicted model, not a curated record. NCBI's taxonomy places the organism in Eukaryota, Fungi, Basidiomycota, Agaricomycetes, Agaricales, Mycenaceae. Bases 1 to 702 code for a protein of 233 amino acids. The transcript has 3 exons.
AUGGUUUCACCCCGAAAGCGAACAAGCCAGCAUUCCAAGAUUCCGCCGUCGGAGGCCCUCACUCGUGCUGCCGACAUUCUAGCUACUCUCGAGGCUGAAACUAACCAAUGGGCCAAAGACGGCGGUUUUGAGUUCGACGAUGGUCAUCCUACAGAGAAGCGACAGCCACGAAGCUCGGACCGACCUCUCAGUGUUUGGGCCAGAAACGAUGUCGCCCCAUUUUUGGACGAGCUCCUCCGUCUUGAAGGCCUUCCCCUCCACGAUCUUUGUCACCAAUGUGGAGCCAGUCCGGGCACACUUCGUUGUCGCCACUGUUUCAUGUCUGUGGAUUCAACUUUUUGCGAUGCUUGUAUUCUUCGGCAACAUGAGGAGCUACCAUUCCACCGUAUUGACCGUUGGACGGGGUCUUUUUUCCAGCCCACAACGCUGAAGGCAUUGGGUCAGCGUGUACAACUUGGCCAUCCAAUCGGUACAAAAUGCCCUGCAACGUUGGCUCGUCUUGCCACCCUUGGGCCAACUCAAUCCCACGACGACGAGUUCUGCGUUGUUGACUGCAAUGGCGUUCACGACAUCUCAAUUGAUUUCUGCGGUUGUCCUUCGGCUGGGGAGCGGACCACACAACUCCUUCGCGCUCGUCUUUUCCCUGCCACGACUACCAGACCUCAAACGGCUGUCAGGGGAACCCCUGAUGCCGUCACUUGA